Oldenlandia corymbosa var. corymbosa is the source of this 1257-nucleotide messenger RNA. The record is from the annotation of a GenBank genome assembly. NCBI's taxonomy places the organism in Eukaryota, Viridiplantae, Streptophyta, Magnoliopsida, Gentianales, Rubiaceae.
AUGGCUACUACUAGGAAGAGAAAUAUGGCUACAAAAUCUGCUAGGAAACUUAAGCUGGGUUCGCCACGCUUUUUCAAACCUGUUGUUAGGCCUCUGGUUCAAGGCCUGAAAAUCCCGGUUGUGUUUAUGCAGAGGUACGGAGAUAGCUUGCACAAAGAUGUAGUCUUGAAAGUUCCAAACGGAGCUAAAUGGCGAGUAGCACUCCGUAAGAUUGAUGGUGAGACAUGGUUAGGGGAAGGUUUGAAACAAUUUGGAGAGUUCUAUUCCAUAAAGGCAGGACAUGUUAUUGCUUUCCGGUACAAAGGCAACUCCCGAUUCAAUGUCCUAAUCUUUGACGACACCACUUCAGAAAUUGUUUACACUAGCUAUGAGGAAGACAUGAAUGGCUUGCCAGUGAGACCGAGAGUUGACAGUAACACUAGUGAAAUCUUUAAAGAUGUCAGGAUUAAAAGGGAAGAUGAUGACAAUUUUGAUCAUUAUGAAAAUCCAAAUCAGGGAUUUUCAUCUGGACUAGUGACUGGUCGCCGAUUGAGACAGAGGAUCGCCAGCGCCGGGUGCCGCGAGGGAACAACAGAAGCUCCUCAUCAAUCUUCCAUGGAGGAAGAACAGAUGGCAGAGGAUGAAAGUGCUCCUAAAUUUGAAUAUCCAUCAUUUUCAUUUGAAGUUCGACGGUUUCAUCUUACUCACCUCAUUAAUGUCCCAAUUAGUUUUGCAAGAAACAACUUUGGUAGAGAAUUUAAAAAGAGAUAUAAGCUUCGUGUACCUGAGAGUACUGGAAACAAAACAUGGAAAGCGCUAAUCUCUCUGACUGGAAGGCGUGCAACGAUAUACGGCGGUGGUUGGAUUCGAUUCGCCAAGGAAAAUCGACUCAGGCUUGGAGAGAUAUGCAUCUUGGAAUUGGUCAAGAGAAAGAAGCUCUUCAAUGUAGUCAAAAUAGCCAACAAGGUGAAGAAAUCUGAAAAGGCAAAAUUGGUGACUGGCCGGCGAUUAAGACAAAGAUUCACCGAUGGGAGCUCUGAAGGAACAACAUCAAAAUCCCAUGAUCCAUCUUCUUCCAUCCCAGCUUCAAAUCUGUAUGUUCCGAUUGAUUUUACAAGGAACAACAUUGGUAAGCAAGACUGUAGGAUGAGUGUUAAGCUUCGGGUAGCUGCUGAGAGCGGAGACAAGACAUGGUCAAUGCGUUUCUCUAUACAUGGAAUGCGUUCACAGAUAUAUAUGGUAAUGGAUGGAUCCGUUUUGCUAAGGAAAAUGGACUGA